Messenger RNA from Cyphellophora attinorum, 1428 nucleotides. RefSeq names its product DNA repair/transcription protein mms19. Lineage: Eukaryota; Fungi; Ascomycota; Eurotiomycetes; Chaetothyriales; Cyphellophoraceae. Gene Ontology annotation, biological process: iron-sulfur cluster assembly. The coding region runs from base 1 to 1428 and encodes 475 amino acids. The record is from RefSeq and is a predicted model, not a curated record. The transcript has a single exon. Gene Ontology annotation, cellular component: cytosolic [4Fe-4S] assembly targeting complex.
AUGCGGCGACUUCUGGGCAAGUUGGACGGUCUCUUCCGAUCCACGGCUCCAGGUCCGUUUCCUUACACAUCAGCCAUUCUGAGCACGAUAAAACGCAUACUCAACACAAUUGUCCUCAAGCAAAGCAUUUCACUUCAGGAAUAUUUCGAGCGGAUAGUAGUGGGCUAUUCGCAGCUGGCCGCAGAGACUCAGUCAGGGCCGCUAGGCAAUGAAGCAGUGUUAGGCAUGCUCGGUGCUGUUAUCAACAUCGUUGUUCGAAAUUGUCCCGAAGGCACAGUCCAACGCGUGGCAGACAACUUCUAUACACUAUUCCGGCAAACCUCAUUCAACACCAGUCACAUUCGCUUGUCGGCGUAUUUCUCCAGCCCCAGCGCCGCUAAGGUCAUUUUAUCGACCUGGAUGUUGGCGGCGCUCCCAAAAGCACUCGAUGCAGCCGUCCUGUUGAAGGGUAGUGUUGCUGACGGGAUUGAGGACUUGGUGCUAUUCGCCAGCCAGACGCCAAGUCAGACGAUCGAGCUGAAUUGCCUAAGACAGGUGGCUCUUUACAUCAAUAAACAUCUCUCAAAUAAGGAUCUUAUCCUCGCAAGCAACUUGCUCGACAAGACACUCCAGUCACUGUACAGCAACGACUCUAAUCCAGACUACGGACUACGCUUGAGCUUCUUUGUCACAAAGGCACUAGUCCUACGCCUUGCUCCACAAUCGAAUGCAUCCCUCGAAAGCCUGAUCAACCUCCUCAGCUCGCCAAAUACAUCAAUAGCUAGACAAGCCGCACUUCUCUUCCGCGCCAUUCUUGCUCCUGACGAUGUCCUAUCGAAGGAGAACUACGCUCAGAUACGUCUCCUCGCCCCACAGCGAGUAUUCCAGAGCCUCGUCCCACUGAUCUCCACGCGGUUUCGUUCGUCACAGUCGCCAGCCGAGAAAGAGAACUACCUCAUCGCCCUCAGCGGCAUCCUCGCCACUGUCCCUUCCGACAUCGUCAUGCCCGAGCUACCUACGCUCCUCCCACUCCUGCUUCAGUCGCUCGACAUAUCCGAUCAGAAUGUCAAGACCGCCACCCUCGAGACCUUGGCAGUGGUGAUCACCACCAAUCCGUCCGCUCUCGAGGAGUCAGGACAUGUUGCAGCUCUAACGAAGCGCUUACUCGCAACCGCCGCUCUCAAGAACAACACUGGCUCAUCAGCUCAGCAGCCCUCUCUUCCACGGACGCGCCGUCUUGCAACGCGCUGCAUCACACUGAUGUCCAAGUACCUCGCAGGGAGCACGGCACGGGCGAAUCCCUUGCUCAGUCUAAAAGGUGAGGUCCUGCGGGGCCUGCUGCCGGUGCUGGACGAUCCGAAGCGUGAUGUAAGGAAGGAGGCGGUAGAUGCGAGAGCGGCCUGGUUGAGGGGUGUGGACGAUGAGGGUGAUGAGGAUGAUGAUGAAUAG